UGGCAUUAGUGUUCUGGAAGACGCGGCGCAGCGAAUAAAACACACGAGGCUUUCUGAACAUGUUGAUGUGAAAUAAGAGGAAUUGUUUUAGUGUUAUUUUAUAUUACGGGGGGGUUUAAACCGGUUUACGCAGCUGUUGCUCCUGCGCGUGAGGGAGGCUUACAAGAAAACGGUGUGAGAUUUUUGAAGGCCUUUAUUCCUCUUUAGCUAACCCCCUCCGUUGUGUGAGUGAGUGUGUGUGUGAGAGGAUUUUUUUUUGCCCCUCCUGCCCCACUAUCUGCCCCCCCAAGGGGUGAGUCGGGCCCUUACCGCACAACCACGAGGCGAGGAGGAGUGGAGCAGCGGGAACCGGGCAGCAUGGCUGAGUUUGGGAACGGGCUGGCGGAUGAAUCGCUGCUGGACUCGGACCCCGGGCAUCCGGAGUUGGAAGACCCGGGCGUGGGCGAUGAGGAGCCAGGGCUGGAGGAGGGAGAGGCCGCUAUUGAAGACCCGGAACUGGAGGCCAUUAAAGCCCGAGUGAGAGAGAUGGAGGAGGAAGCGGAGAAACUGAAGGAGCUUCAGAACGAGGUGGAGAAACAGAUGAACCUCAGUCCUCCACCUGCUGGUCCUGUCAUCAUGUCCAUUGAAGAGAAGAUGGAAGCAGACGGAAGAUCCAUUUACGUUGGAAAUGUGGAUUAUGGUGCAACAGCAGAAGAGUUGGAGGCUCACUUUCAUGGCUGUGGUUCUGUCAAUAGAGUCACUAUCUUGUGUGACAAGUUCACAGGACACCCCAAAGGGUUUGCGUAUAUAGAGUUUGCAGACAAGGAGUCUGUUAGGACAGCCAUGGCACUGGACGAGUCCUUAUUCCGAGGCAGGCAGAUAAAGGUUGGGGCCAAGAGAACAAAUCGGCCCGGAAUCAGCACCACAGACCGCGGGUUCCCACGGGCCCGCUUCCGCUCACGCGGGGGAAACUUCUCCUCAUCUCGGGCUCGGUAUUACAGCGGCUACACGCCCCCUAGAGGCAGAGGACGGGCCUUCAGGUUUCAGGACCAGUGGAGGCUGACCACCCCUCCCCCUGUGGCCGCAGCACCCCCUACUGUCUCGGCGGCGUCUCUAUCUCUCUCUGCUCCCGCCAUACACACUCACCCCAUCCUGUCCGUGUGGGGUGGUGGGGGAGGGGGGCAGGGUGACCACCGGCCCACUGCUGGUGGCAUUUACUACAGUAACAAGCGCUGAAGCUUUAACACACGCCCCCCUACACACACACAUACACCAGUACACACACACACACCACAUAGGCUGACAUGCAUCAGGCCGACACACACACACUAUAUGCACACACAUCCACCACAUAUUUAUAUAGUGAGAGCUAAGCCACGAUAGCAGCAGCUGGUUACCUUGGCGAGGGAAGUGAUCAAGGCAGGAGCAGAGAGGGGUUUAUUAAAGGGGGGAAGAACAAAACAUUUAGGGCCCAAAAUUGCCAGCGCACCGUGCAGCUCGGCACGAUUCGAGGACUAAUGCGCGGGGCCACAGGAAUCUGCUGUUUAAAGAAGGAAGGGUGCAGAGCUUUUAUUGGUCAGGAGGGGCAGGCAGGGCAGGGCAGGGUGGAGGGUGGUGUUGGGAGAUUUGUGUGGAGAGGGAUUUUUUUUUUUUUUUUUUUUUUUUCCUUUUUUAUUUUAAUUUUUUUUCUUUUGGGCUUUUUUUUUUUUCUUUUUUGAGAUGGGGAGUGGGUUUGGAAAAAAAAAAUGUUUUUGCUUUUUUAUUUUUAUUUUUAACCCAUAAGUCUGUAAUUAGAAAAAAAAAUAAUAAAGACAUUGUAAAAAUA
Molecule: messenger RNA, 1804 nt
Organism: Astyanax mexicanus (Mexican tetra)
Lineage: Eukaryota; Metazoa; Chordata; Actinopteri; Characiformes; Acestrorhamphidae
Gene: pabpn1
Product: poly(A) binding protein, nuclear 1
Exons: 7
Coding region: 358-1215 (285 amino acids)
Molecular function (GO): RNA binding
Source: RefSeq, a predicted model, not a curated record